AUGGCAAAGACGACCAACGCGCAGGCCAAUAACUUUUCCACUACUACUGCAACCUCUUAUCUUCCAUUCAAAUCCGUUUUUUCCAACUCUACGACUGCAUUUGCGUCGUCUCGUCAAACUCAGCUAUCUCAACUAACAAUGACCUCUAAUCAACCAACUGAUUUAAAAUCUGGCCAGAUGCAGGCCGUCUCUGGCUCGCGUGCCCAUCAUGGCAACACUCACCACGCUACUGGACCUGGCAAUUCAGGCAACCAGCUUGUCCCGUCAUCUAGCUCAAGCCGGCUUCAUCCCACUGGCCAGAACGUUAUUGGUGUUCACUACAAAAUUGGUAGAAAGAUUGGCGAAGGGAGCUUUGGCAUCAUUUAUGAAGGAACAAAUUUACUCAACAAUCAACCCGUUGCAAUCAAAUUUGAAUCCAGAAAAACAGAUGCUCCUCAGCUUCGUGAUGAAUACAAGGCAUAUAAAAUCAUGUCUCAUUCCGAUGGCGUUCCUGCUGUAUAUUACUUUGGUCAGGAAGGGCUUCAUAAUAUACUUUGCAUUGACCUACUAGGCCCUUCCUUGGAGGAUUUAUUUGAUCUCUGCAAUCGACAACUAUCAUUUAAAUCUGUAUGCAUGCUUGCUAAACAAAUGAUUACUCGUGUUCAGAGCAUCCAUGACCGAAAUCUUAUUUACCGAGAUAUCAAACCCGACAACUUCCUUGUUGGGCGAAUUCCUCGUCAUGCAGAAGCAUCUGCAAAUGCUUUGCCUGGGACUGACCCAAACAGCAUUGUUGCAAAUCAUUCAGUCGAACAUCCACAUCCUGCCGCACAAGUAUUUAUCGUUGACUUUGGUAUGGCUAAACAAUAUCGUGAUCCCAAGACAAGGGUUCAUAUUCCCUAUCGUGAGAAAAAGUCUCUUUCUGGAACUGCUCGCUACAUGAGCAUCAAUACUCAUUUGGGUCGUGAGCAAUCAAGAAGAGAUGAUCUAGAGGCACUGGGUCAUGUAUUUCUUUAUUUUUUAAGAGGAAGUCUGCCAUGGCAAGGACUCAAGGCUGCAACUAACAAACAAAAAUACGAAAAAAUUGGUGAAAAAAAGCAAACUACUACUAUUGAGGAACUGUGCGAAGGAUUGCCUGUCGCAUUUUCAAGCUAUAUGACAUAUGUACGUGGUCUUAAAUUUGAGGAACAUCCAGAUUACGACUAUCUUCGCGGCUUGAUGUCGACUGCGCUACGCUCAAUUGGCACAACAGACGAUGGUGUUUACGACUGGAUGGAAAUUAUGGAUAUCCAACGCAAGGAAAAGGAGCGUCUUCGUGAGGCAGAACGAGAUAUGCGUGAUCAACGUGAGCGUGAAAGACUGCAUCGUUCUGGCGCUGCUGCUGCCGCCGGCGGUAGCUCUGCUCCAAUAAAUACAGUGCCAAGUUCUGGAUUGAAUCAAACCAACUCUCAAACAAUAUCGCCUGGCACAAAUAUUCCUUCUUCCCCUUCUGGCCCUAGACUAUCCCAACUAGGUACUACUCCUCAUACUCACGGACCCGCACAAAGUGGCAGCAUGUAUGCCAUUCCCGGAUCUACAUAUGGUCUUGGCAGCCAAUCUGUCUCUCGAGAACCCACAUCAAGUCGCACCGAUGUUGCACAAUCACGGGUGUCGGUUUCUCAGCAACAGCAUUUGAUGCAACAACCGCAGAUGCCACCUCAUGAUACGACUGCAGAUAUACGUACUCAUGGUUUGACUAAUUUACCUUUUUCAGAUAAAGGUCAUGGCCCACAAACUGGAAACAUGAACGACAUGUCUAAUUUGACUCCUGCUCCUCUUUUGGUGGGUAGCAAUGGUGCACAUCCUGCAGAUAAAAAAAAGCAUACUCCAUGGUGGAAAAAGCUAUUUAGGGUAUGCGGCUCAAAAAAUUCGACCAUGUAGUUUUUUAGGAUCAUACAAGGAUAAAGUCGGCUCUACAAAAAGCAUUCUUUGGAUAACAUAAGCCUGUUGUUUUUAUGCACUGCAACUUAACCCAAGCCACUACGCUAUUGCUUGCCUUUUUUAUUUUUGCUCCUUUUUUAAUUUCAAUCAAUCUAUUUUUUGGUUAUUGCUAUAUAUUUUUACUUUUGUUUGCAGCAUGGUUGCUUGAUUCGUACGUGUAUGUGUGCUGCUUAUUUUUCAUUAUAUGCAAAAUCCAGUCAAAUAUAUUCCGUCACCUCG
This is a messenger RNA of Batrachochytrium dendrobatidis JAM81, 2175 nucleotides long. RefSeq lists its product as uncharacterized. Gene Ontology annotation, cellular component: nucleus; cytoplasm. Gene Ontology annotation, biological process: signal transduction; endocytosis; peptidyl-serine phosphorylation. The transcript is spliced from 7 exons. Gene Ontology annotation, molecular function: protein serine/threonine kinase activity; ATP binding. Bases 1 to 1896 code for a protein of 631 amino acids. NCBI's taxonomy places the organism in Eukaryota, Fungi, Chytridiomycota, Chytridiomycetes, Rhizophydiales. The record is from RefSeq and is a predicted model, not a curated record.